Vitis vinifera (wine grape) is the source of this 717-nucleotide messenger RNA. Its product is annotated as dirigent protein 2-like. The record is from RefSeq and is a predicted model, not a curated record. The transcript is spliced from 2 exons. The coding region runs from base 1 to 717 and encodes 238 amino acids. Lineage: Eukaryota; Viridiplantae; Streptophyta; Magnoliopsida; Vitales; Vitaceae.
AUGCACGACUGGGAAACAGGGGCAAACGUCACCGCCAUUCCGAUUGCUGGCCUCCCCAAGAAGCCAUGGGCGGUUGGUACAUUCGCUACCAUCAUUCCUAUUGAUGAUGCGUUAACUGAAACAAUUGAUCGCAAUUCAGCACAAAUAGGGCGCGCCCAGGGCAUCUAUGUAAACUCAGCUCUGGACGGCUCUGACCUACACUUCUUGAUGUCAGUGGUGUUCACCAACAAGCAGUACAACGGUAGCAGCCUUGAGAUUCAAGGUGCUGAUAGGUUUUUCAAUAAGUAUAGAGAGGUUUCGGUGGUGUCUGGAACUGGGAUGUUCCGAAAUGGCGCUGUACUCAGCGUCCCCGGCAAGAUCUGGAGCUUCACUUCAUUCGGAACAGUUUUUGUUACUGAUGACCCUAUAACUGAAGCCCCUGAUCCCAACUCAGCCCCGGUUGGACGUGGGCGAGGCAUGUACAUCACCUCCGCGCUGGAUGGCUCAACCACCCAUGUUUUGAUAUCAAUUGUGUUCACUAAUGGACAAUUCAGUGGCAGCACACUGGAGAUUCAAGGUAGCAGCCCACCGUUUCAGAAAUAUAGAGAAGUGUCCGUGGUGUCCGGGACCGGGCCGCUUCGUUUUGCAAGGGGCUAUGCUAUAUUUGAGACUGGUUUUGUUGACACGCCAAUUGGUUACUCAGUCAUAAAGUGUAAUGUCACUAUUCGCACUGCUUAA